Messenger RNA from Rhagoletis pomonella (apple maggot), 2212 nucleotides. RefSeq names its product cyclic nucleotide-gated cation channel alpha-3. The record is from RefSeq and is a predicted model, not a curated record. Gene Ontology annotation, cellular component: plasma membrane; intracellular cyclic nucleotide activated cation channel complex. Lineage: Eukaryota; Metazoa; Arthropoda; Insecta; Diptera; Tephritidae. Gene Ontology annotation, molecular function: intracellularly cAMP-activated cation channel activity; cGMP binding; intracellularly cGMP-activated cation channel activity. Gene Ontology annotation, biological process: monoatomic cation transmembrane transport.
AAUACAUCUGUGUUAAAUACAUAUAUGUAAAAUUCAUAAAAAUUCAUUUGUGUAUAUGUCCAUACAAAUGUCGAGCAUACAUACAUAAUUGAAGCGUAAAAAGACAUAGAAAGAAUAAAAGAAAAACAAUAAGCCUACAAACGCGCUGUCAUGCAGUUCUAAGUCAAUUGUGGAUGCUCAAUUAAGUGUCGUCGUUUGCGCCCAACGGGGAUGUCCACAGCCAAAAGGCUGGUACUCUCAUUACGCGGUCGCAAGCAUUCACAAGGCAAUACAGCGACAUCAUCGACGCGUCUUGUGUCGGCUGGUACCUCCCCGGGACAUGAGCUGGACGAAAUAGCUGUUGUCUCGGGCACCGGAGGUUCCAGCCAUCAUUUAUCCUCAUAUAGCGGUAUCGGUGCUGAUAUAAGUAAUGGUCCCAGAUACUCAACAGAUCUCGGAUCGAAAUUUAGCAUGCCACAGCCGAAAUUCGGUCAGAGCGUCUCACAGCAAGGUUUCUUCACAUCACACGACAGCCUCGCCACACCAUGCGCAUCACGUGCCUCCAAUCCACAUGUGGCCACUGUAAGCACUGCCUCCGAAAUGGAUUUACUGCACAGCAGCAACAAACAGCGACGCAAAUCGCGCGGCCGCCUGAAAACAAUGUCCGGCGAGCAACCGCUGCUCGAUUCGUGGCAACGUUCGACAACGGCGCGCGGUUCACAAGACAACACAUUGGCCGGCGGCUUGGCGGGGAGUAAUCAAUUUAGCGGGAAUUUCUGCAACGGCACUGAUAGAUAUCCCCGCUCACGUUCCGGUACCUCAACGACCACUGCCCCGCCACAUAGCGGCCCCUCACAUUCGCAUCAUUCGUCGCAUCAGCUACACCACUCGGCGUCGGUGUCGCAUGCGCACCAUCCAACUUCACACACAUCGCAUUUAUCAUCCGCACAACAACAACAGUCCGCAGCGUCACAUCAUCAGCAGCAACCACAUCGAACCGCCUCGCAACGAUUUCGUGCCGCCACUGCCUCGCGUAAAUUCCACUUUGUGUUCGAUCCAGCGGGGCGUCUGUGCUACUACUGGUCAAUGGUCGUAUCGCUGGCGUUCCUCUACAAUUUCUGGGUGAUAAUCUAUCGUUUCGCCUUUCAAGAGAUCAAUCGACGAACGAUUGCCAUUUGGUUUUGUCUCGAUUAUUUCUCCGAUUUUUUAUAUCUCAUAGAUAUAUUCUUUCAUUUUCGUACCGGUUACUUGGAGGAUGGUGUACUACAAACUGAUGCGACGAAAUUGCGUCAACACUACAUGAAUUCGACAACAUUCUACAUUGACUGCCUGUGUUUGCUGCCAUUGGAUUUUUUAUAUCUAUCAAUCGGAUUCAAUUCGAUAUUGCGUUCAUUUCGUUUGGUGAAAAUCUAUAGAUUUUGGGCAUUUAUGGAUCGCACCGAACGACAUACGAACUAUCCGAACUUAUUUCGUUCGACAGCGCUGAUACACUACCUACUUGUGAUAUUCCAUUGGAACGGAUGUCUGUAUCAUAUUAUACAUAAAAACAAUGGAUUCGGUUCGAGGAAUUGGGUGUACCAUGAUUCUGAAUCGGCCGAUGUAGUUAAACAAUAUUUACAAAGUUAUUAUUGGUGUACGUUAGCUUUAACGACGAUCGGGGAUUUGCCGAAGCCCAGAUCGAAAGGUGAAUACGUCUUUGUGAUAUUACAAUUGCUAUUCGGACUGAUGCUGUUCGCGACGGUAUUGGGUCAUGUGGCGAACAUUGUGACGUCGGUGAGUGCGGCACGCAAGGAAUUUCAAGCCAAACUGGAUGGCGUGAAAACGUAUAUGCGUAUGCGUCGUGUGCCCAAUCAUCUGCAGGUGAAAGUCAUUAAAUGGUUCGAUUACCUGUGGCUGACCCAAAAGUGUUCCGACGAGGAGCGAGCUGUAUCCUGUCUUCCUGAUAAAUUAAAGGCUGAAAUAGCAAUUAACGUCCAUUUAGAUACACUUAAGCGAGUUGAAAUUUUUCAAAAUACCGAAGCGGGUUUCCUAUGCGAAUUGGUGCUACGUCUGCGGCCGGUACUCUUCUCACCCGGUGACUACAUUUGUCGAAAGGGUGAGGUUGGCAAGGAAAUGUACAUAGUGAAUCGUGGCCGUCUGCAGGUGGUCGCCGACAAUGGGAAGACGGUGAUGGCUUCACUGAAGGCAGGUUCCUAUUUUGGCGAGAUUAGUAUACUGAAUAUGGGCACAGCAG